AAGGAGAAAUUGAUUCAAAUACAAUAAUUAGUUGGAUACUACUACUCUACCAGUGAAAUAUCGCAGUUUUUCAAAAAAAAUUUUUUUUUUGAAAAAAUGACUUUGGUAACACACAUAACUCAUGACAAUAUCAUACACAGAACAGAAGUUACAUGCUUCUUUUUUCUAUCUUUGCGUCAUUUGGUAAAAUUUGAAAUUAAUUUAUUGAAGAAAAUAGACAAAAGAAAUGCAUACGAUUUUGCCUCGGAGGUUCGUUGUCUUUGGCUGUUGUUCUUGGCAGCUAACUAAAUCUCUAAUGAUGGAGAAGAAGCCCACUUUUUCUUACACAAGCCAUAGCCACCAUAAUCAUUUCCUGAGCCAUCUCCUUCCUUCUGGCAUCGCGUCUUCUUCAUCAGAGAUUCAUGGGUUCUUUGCCAGCACGUUGAGGAGAUAUACCCAUUUGAAGCUGAAACCCGGAAGUCUCUUGGAGUCUAGAGCUGGGUUCUUCGAUCCUCAGCUUCCUCCUAAGCCUUGGGGUUUCACUGGCUUUCAAAAACGUGGAUGGAAGUCUUGGUUUAAUGCAACUAAUGGAGUUGUUCUCGGGUUAAUUUUAGCUAAUCUAUCAUCGUACACCUUUAUGUCUGGACGAAUACACACGCUGAUAACUUCGGGUUUUAGUAAUGUUGGAACCAGUCAACUCAUCGUUAACAUGAUUGCCUACUACUUUGGAACCAGCAUCGCAAGAACCUUGGGACCGGUCUACCUUUUGAAGCUGUACUUUGCUGGAUCACUUGCUGGCUCUCUUCUCUUCAUAAGUGUGCAUGGUGUUAUGGCAGUACUCAAGAGCUACGGAGUUUCAUUCAAGGAUCAAUCAAAAUUAAACCUUUUAUUUCUGGGUGCAGAGGGACCUUUAUAUGCCAUUACACUACUUGAUAUCUUCCUCUACCCUAAAGUUACUACAUACUUUGCGUUUAUAUUCCGAAUACCCAUAAUUAUGGGAAUCUUAGCCCUAGGACAAGACUUGGUAAAGGUUCUAGAGGGGAAGAAGAAGAGUCUCACCAUUGCCUCGAUUCACAUGGGAGGAGGAGCUAUGGUUGCAGCCAUUGCAUGGAGGCAGAUUAGGAAAGGUCGAUUCUACUAUUGAUUGGUUUCAUUACUGGUCCAUGAAGGAUUUGCUGUAAAUGACUCAAUUAAUAAUAUAAUAGCAGUGGUUAUGAUUAACAUUGUGAGACAAUUAUUAUUACCAUUGACAUUUUGGACAAUGACAUUAAUUUAGGCCAAUAACCCAAGUCCAAUCGAUGUCAAUCAAGAAGAUCUUAUUGAACAAACAAGUGCCAUCAUUGCAGUAAAGUUUA
This is a messenger RNA of Brassica napus (rape), 1334 nucleotides long. RefSeq names its product rhomboid-like protein 16, chloroplastic. Gene Ontology annotation, molecular function: serine-type endopeptidase activity. Lineage: Eukaryota; Viridiplantae; Streptophyta; Magnoliopsida; Brassicales; Brassicaceae. Gene Ontology annotation, cellular component: membrane. The record is from RefSeq and is a predicted model, not a curated record.